This is a messenger RNA of Rotaria sp. Silwood2, 969 nucleotides long. NCBI's taxonomy places the organism in Eukaryota, Metazoa, Rotifera, Eurotatoria, Philodinida, Philodinidae. The record is from the annotation of a GenBank genome assembly.
AUGGGACUCGGUAUACGUAAUGUAAUUGAUAUUUAUCGAUUAUAUCAUGGUCAGAAAUACAGUCCUGCAAUUUUAUUUCAUAAUUACAAUCAAUGGCCUCAAUGGAAACAAUCGUGUUAUAAAUAUUUGAUUGGUUGCCAUAUGUCGCAUGCACUUGAAUUCAGUGUUGCACUUCUUUGUUGGCUCAUUGUGUUUCCAAAAACAUUUCCACAGGCAAAUGAAUGGCAGUUUAAUUGGAUAUUCAUCGUUGUUUCAUUUAAUCUGAUAUGUCAGUUUAUUGUAUGUGGUUUCUGGCAUUGGCUAACCUAUGUUAGUAUUUAUUGUCAAGGCAAAUUUAAAGAAAAAAAGUUCAAUCCAAUUAAUCAGUAUGAAUCUCGUGAUGGUAAGAAUAAUCGUCUUCAUAAUGAAAUAAUACUGAGUACGCUCGGUUGCUUACACUCAGCUAUGGUUCAAUGUAUAAUGAUGUGGUUAUGGUCGAGUGGACGAGUAAAAUUUUAUACAGACUUUUGGAAGUAUCCAUUCUACUCUAUUGGCCUACUUUUGUUAAUCACAUAUUGGAGACAAUUUCAUUUUUAUUGGAGUCAUCGUAUAAUACAUCCGUGGUGGAAUAUAAAGUAUGGUUUAAAAGAUGGUGAUAUUGGAGCAUUUCUUUAUCGAUAUUUUCAUAGUCUUCAUCAUAAAAGUUAUAAUCCAGGUCCAUGGAGUGGACUAUCAAUGCAUCCAGUUGAGCAUUUAAUCUACUAUACAUGCACAUAUUUUCCAUUAUUAUUUUCAUGUCAUCCAUUGCAUUUUCUUUACGCAAAAUUUCAUGCUGAUAUAGCACCAAUAAGUGGUCAUGAUGGAUAUGCUUAUCCUGGUGGUGAUUCAAGUUUUCAUUAUCUUCAUCAUGCGAAAUUUGAAUGUAAUUAUGGCUCCGGAUUGGUUAAUUUUGAUCGAUUAUUCGGUACUUAUAUUGAAUACACUAAAUAA